This is a messenger RNA of Ilex paraguariensis (yerba mate), 1549 nucleotides long. The record is from the annotation of a GenBank genome assembly. NCBI's taxonomy places the organism in Eukaryota, Viridiplantae, Streptophyta, Magnoliopsida, Aquifoliales, Aquifoliaceae.
GUAAGGUUUGCCAAUUUCGAUAGCCAAACAAGGCUUUUCAAGAGUUUCUAUUCCUCUCUUUUUCUCUCUCUCUCUACCUCCUAAUUCCUCCUUUUUUGUACUGUGACAACAAUGGCGGCUACUGCUUCGACUCGCAGAUCAAGCGGGCCAGUGGUCCGAUCACUCUCUCCUUCAGGAAGAUUCUACUCUCCACGUGCUAAUACGUCGUUCUCUUCGUCUGCGGCUUUUGCUUCGUCCAGUUCAAGUUUCUCCUCCCGAUCCACAACCUUUUUCAAUAGAUCAACUUCUCCAACUCGUGUGAACAUGUAUGGGUUGGCUUCAUCGGCGCCGUCCGUACACCUCUCUCUUGACCGCCCGAUUUCACCGAACCGGUCGAUCUCGGUCUCGGCUAGGAAUCAAGGAGUGAAAAAGCAGACCAACAACCAGACGGCGUCGUGUCGGAAAAGAACUUGUAUGUGUUCCCCGACGACACAUCCUGGCUCGUUUCGGUGUAGUUUCCAUAAGAAUUUGGCAAACUCUCAGACGGUGUCGUAUAGCUCGAAUCGGUUGAACGCCAGGAGGUCGGCGAUGACGAACUCGCUGGUGAGAAUCGGUACCGUCGAAGGCGAUUUGGUGAAGAGAGCUUUGUCGGCGUUGAUUCGGCCUUCUUCGCAUCAGCAAAAACGGCGAGCCGCGUUUCAGCCGAGGCCGAGUCGGCUUUCGGUCAUGUCUAAAGGAGAUUUGUUAUGAUGAAAGCCGGCGAAAGUUUCAUGUUUCUCAGCAGACUCAGCUGACGUCAGAUGGCGGUUAUUGUGCGGUGGUGACGUCAGAUCCCGGUGUGGAGGUGGAGGUCGGACGGAUUGGUUUUUUGUGUGCUCCGGUGACCGAAACCCUAAAAAUUCAAAUAGAGGACUUCUGUAUGUACAUACAUACAUAAUAAAUGCAUAUAUAUCAAAGCCAUUGAAGGCAGUUCUAUAAGCUUGCAGAACAAUCUAGUUUUCAGCCUAAUCACAUUAAAUUAAUUGCAAUCAAAUUGGCCUUAAUCAUGUUUAAUCAGAAUUAAUUUCUGAAAAGAAUUGACAUAUUAUUUUAAUUUAUUUCUUUAUCUAAUCGGUGUUGUUGAUCAGAUACCAGUCUAUACGUUCUCGAUUGUUGUGUAAUGGAACUUUCUUGAUUGAUGUGCCGCUUCGUUAAGUUUGACGUGUGGCUUGAAGGUUGUAGUUAAUUCCGUUUGUACGUAUUGUCAUCGUACAUAAAGACUAACACGUGUAUUCUUCUGGAGGUUAAGCUAUCUGUUUAUAUUUCUAUUUGUUAUUUUAAUUAUUUUUUAUUCUAUUGAAAUAAUGAUUUUUUUUUUUUUUGCAGGUAAUUUCUGGUUGGUUGGAAUUUGAAUUUUGUUAUGAAUUGGACCACCAUUGACUUGGAUGGAUCUAUUGGCGCUAAGGAGAUUGGGACCAACUGUUCAAUAAACCAAACCUUACUUAGGAUUCGUUUGUUCAGCAAACAAAUGAUAGAAAAUAUAAGAAAAAAGAAAUUUUUUAAAAUUUUUAUGUAUUUGGUUAGCACAAAA